Chelmon rostratus (copperband butterflyfish) is the source of this 3846-nucleotide messenger RNA. RefSeq names its product KH and NYN domain containing (gene khnyn). The record is from RefSeq and is a predicted model, not a curated record. Bases 512 to 3538 code for a protein of 1008 amino acids. The transcript has 9 exons. Gene Ontology annotation, cellular component: nucleus; cytoplasmic ribonucleoprotein granule. Gene Ontology annotation, molecular function: RNA endonuclease activity; mRNA binding. NCBI's taxonomy places the organism in Eukaryota, Metazoa, Chordata, Actinopteri, Chaetodontiformes, Chaetodontidae.
UGACACAAACCAACACAACACAUUUAGAAAACGCAUUAAAUGCGCACUUUUACUUCACCAGGUGCGGUUAUUAGCUCUAAUGCUGGAUAAAAGCGCCGGAUCACUGUGUGGAGACACACUUUUGGCUCUGUGACAUCUUUAAAAUGAUGUUUCUGGGCGGAUCACAGCGACGCCACGGUGGUCGCAGUCAGACGGCCUCCUACGUGAAGCGAGUCGCGUCCGUCGUUUAGUUUCGGUUUUGUCUUCGGGCUCUCCAGCCAGACUUCCUCAUCCGCCCCAGCGGGAGCGGCAGGGUCCGCUCUUCCAGGCUGAUCCUCGACCCACCGAGGAUCGAUCACUUCGAGGCGGGCAGCGUGAGCUGAACUUCGGACUGCUUCAUGUCGCCGUGCGUUUGCGGAAGCGUCCGUCUCCCCGUCUCCGUCGCAGCCUGCUGGAAACGAAACUUUGCAUCGGGCGCAGAGCGAUCGACCUCACUAUGUUCAGCUCUUUGACACGGAUUUAAGAGCAAAGGAUGGAUGGUGAAAGAAACGAUGGGGGCGGCGGCGCCGGCGGCGGAGGAGGAGGACCGGAGGUGGUGGAUGAGUUUGCGUGUGCUGGGAUGUUGCGGGUAUCUCUGACCUCCCUGCACAGCACCGUGGAGCGGAUCUUUGGGGUGACGUUCAGCAUCGGGGCAGAAGAUGUGUCUCACGGCAACAACGGGCAGAUAUGGUUGAAACUACAAGGGCAGAGCAGCAGUGUGAAAGCGGCUAAAUUGUUUGUGAAAGGAUUUGUGAACCAGGAGGAGCAGCAGGAGGUUUCCUAUCCCGGGGUCCUUCAUUGUGUCUUCUGUGGAGCCAGAGGGCUGUUCAUGGACUGCCUGAUAAGAAGCACCUCAGCACAUAUAGUGGUUGGCUCCACAGGAUUCCUGCUUAUAUCAGGUCUUGCAGAGCCAGUGGUGCGAGCAUAUUCCCUUAUCACAGACCUGGUGGAGAGGUAUGAGGGCACUCAGUCCAGACGCUCUGAAAUUGGGGACAGAGGCUCAGGCGAGUCUCUGGAUUCCCGCCGGGCCUUCAAAACUCUAGUGGAGAAAUGGGAGGACAGGCACAUCCUGGAUCUACUGGUGUUACCAGGGUCAGUGAAGGAAAUCCUGCUGGAUUUGGUGAAAGAAUCGGCGCUUGGAUCAAACCCCAGUCUGGUACUAACAGAUGGACAUGCAGGGGCAAGAUCACAUGGGGGUUCAGAGGGUAGAUGGGACAGCACUACUGAUCAGUGGGUUGAAGGAAUGAUGGCAGGUUCGGGUAAAGACUCUGCAACUAAAGACCCCUUCUUCCAGUCGCUCUCCACUGCUACUGGUGCCCGAGGGAGAGCAGAGGGUGCUGAGGAAAGACUCAUGCGUGCUCCACAGGAGGUGGGAGAAGAGGAGCAGCUGGAGCAAGUGGCAACAUUAAGAGCCAAAGUGACAGAGGGAGCAGAGCAGGAGGAGGAACAGGAGCUGCAGUUUUUGCUUCUUUUGAAGUUCUUCACAGCCAUGGGGUACACGGAGGACGUCGUAAGACGGGUACUUGCCCGGACAGGACCCAAAGAGGCCUCACAGAUACUGGACUUGGUUCAACAGGAGCAGGAUCGCAGUGACCGGGAGCAGAGAGUUCAGCUUGGCCAAGACCAGAAAAAUAAAGAUGGUAUUGCCUUGAAUCAAAGCGAGAGGAACCGACCUUGCGAGACGGAGCACAGAGAAGAUGAAGAAGUGGCAGGAGGUGGUACGGUGAUAAGUAAUAAUGGAGAGGUGGGAGAAGUUUGUGAGGGAGAGGGGGAUGGAGCGACAGGAAGCACAGGGCACUUUGAGGGAGAGUGUAGCGCCGAGGAAAAGGAGGAAGGACACGAGGAAGACUUUGUCUUGGGAGUAAUGAAGAAAGCUGCGGCCAGCUGCGGGUACAUGGAGCAGGAAGUAGCCAAAGUCUACAACAUGUUGCCUGAUCGAUCCACCCACCAGCUGCUCCUGGAGCUGCAGAGAGAGGGGAGCAAAGAGACAGACGGCUUCAGGGAGGGACCGAGAGAGAUGGAUGAUGUGGUGCUGGAGAAAGGAGGGCCAAAAGCUGGACCAGCAGAGGAUAAAGCAAGAGGAGAAGUCAAGCUUUUCAUACCCACAGAAAAGAAAGAAUCUGAUGAUAAAGGAUGGGAAGUAGUGCCAAACCUAACUGCACCUGUCGCAGAGCCAAAUUUGUUUAGUUGGACGAUGAAGCAGCCUGCCAACCAGCAGCCUGCCACGAAUCAAUACACCUCACAACCGAAGCAACACCAGCCUUCCACAAAGUCACAAACUCCACACCAAGUCAUCCCUCCUGAAGUCAAAGGGCCACCCAUGCCUACUUAUUCCUCAUCCUUAGAUCCUCCACACACCAAUUUCCAAUCUAACAAACAAUAUGGCCAAACCAGCUUCUGGCCUAAUCCAUCCACCUCAAAACAAAAACAACCCAACCAAGACAACAUCUUGAAUCCAAAGCCCCAGUCUUCAAGCUCCUUAAAACGAGCACUCCAAGCCCCUCAACCCGCCAUCUUAACUGGGAAAGACUCGUCUCCCACUAGAGCGAGGGACAGACGGGGCUUCGUGGCCGCCUCGUCGGUGGUGGUGACAGGGGAGCAGCGUUUCCUGGAAGGCCUGCAGAUGCCCUUCGACCUUCAGCUGACAGACCAGCCCGGAGACCCGAAGCUGAGGACGAUCAUCAUCGACGGGAGCAACGUAGCCAUGAGUCACGGGCUGGGUCACUUCUUCUCCUGUCGAGGAAUCGCUCUGGCCGUCCAGCACUUUUGGGACCGAGGCCAUCGUCACAUCAGCGCCCUCCUGCCACAGUGGAGGCAGAAGAGCGACCCCAAGACCAAAGAGCAGCACUAUCUAGGGGAGCUGCAGAAGCUGGGCCUGGUAUCCUACACGCCCUCCAGAGAGGUCCAGGGCAAGAGGAUCAGCUCGUACGACGACAGAUUCAUGCUGCAGCUUGCACAGAAGACAGACGGAGUGAUCGUUACUAACGACAACCUGAGGGACCUUUCAGAUGAGUCCACUGUUUGGAGGGACAUCAUCAAAAAGAGACUUCUUCAGUAUACGUUUGUUGGGGACCACUUCAUGGUGCCGGAUGACCCUCUGGGCAGAGGAGGACCUCACCUGGACGACUUCCUACGCUCAGAGCACAGGACUCCUGAUCCAGGAAACCACUCUUUUGCCUGCGUAGCCACCACUUUCCCUUCCUCCAAGCCUCCACGCUCCCAAACGGAGGUCCUGAACUUCCGCGACAGAACUCUGGGCGGCGCUCUGGACGCAGCUGGUGGAGGGAGCCGGGGAAAGGCGAGAGGACAUGGAAAGGGAUGGGACGUGGGACACCAGCAGAGGCAGUUAGGGGCUUCAGGUGCAGACAGGAGUCAAGAGGAAACAGCCAACCUGAGAGAGCAGCUUUGUCAGGUGUUCGCGGGUCAGGACAGCAUGGUGGCGCUGGUGCUGCAGUGCAACCCGGCAGAGACGGACAUCAACGUGCUGUCUGAUCUGAUCCUGGAGCAGCAGAAGGACUAGACAUCUUUUAGUUUUGUGGUGUCUCUGAGAUUAUUCAGACUUUUUUUAAGAUGAAUUUUGCUCUGGUUUAAGCGAUAUAACUGUGUUUCUCACCAAAGCAGCUACAUCAGAUCACACUGGCUAAUCUGCAUUAAGAAGGAUUUCACAAAAAGAUCAACUCUAUGUUGAGAGCCAAACACGAGCACAAUUUAACUAUGAUGCAUUUGAAUGCAAGUUCUUUGUCUCAUGUAUAGCUUUUUCUGUCAACUGUCUAAUAAUUGUGUUUUAAAAGUAAUUUUAUAGAAUAUAUUAAAGUUAGCUUGUCACUU